Messenger RNA from Symbiodinium pilosum, 1023 nucleotides. The record is from the annotation of a GenBank genome assembly. Lineage: Eukaryota; Dinophyceae; Suessiales; Symbiodiniaceae.
AUGCAAAGUGGCGCUCCGUUGCUCCUGCACCAACCGGUGAGCGGGCUUCACUCGCUUGACCGAAGCUUCUCACAAAGUGAUUGGCUUCGCAGACCGGUGCAACAGCGACGCUCGGAUCGCGUUUGGCGAACUCCAGCGGCGCACUGGAGUCACUGGAGACUGUCAGCGUCGUUGCUGGCCCUUGGCAGCUUCAAAUAUCCGCGUGUUUUCCGACCUAAUUUUCGGGCCGCUCGUCGGGCAACUGCAGAGAAGGCCUUUGAAGUUGCUGAGCAGUUUGUUUCGCGCUUCAAUGAUUACUUCGUUCUGUGGCUAGCGGUUGUGACCCUUGUUUCUGUUGCACGGCCGGCGACCUUCACCUGGGUGAACCAGGAAUGGUUCACGUGGCUUUUGGGCCUCUUGAUGUUCAGCGUGGGCCUAACAACAUCUGUGGAUGACUUCCGGACGAGCAUUCGAAACUGGCUGGCUGUGGUCAUAAAUGCAGCCGCAUGCUUCUUGCUCAUGCCGGCCUUGGCGUACUCGUUGGCAAUCCUCAUCAGGGCGGAUCCGCCAAUCCUGGCUGGGAUGGUCUUGAUUGGGUCUAUUAAUGGGGGCCACACAUCAAACUUGUGCACGCUGAUAGCGAAAGGCGACGUGGCCUUGAGUGUUUUGAUGACCAUGUCCACCACUUUGCUAUGUAUCGUUGCAACGCCUCUGUUGGCCAAGCUCCUCCUUGGCACUGUGGUCUCCGUUGAUGCUGUGGGGAUCAUCCUUUCAACUGUGAAGGUUGUGCUAGCUCCGACCAUCUUUGGGCUGGCCUUCAAGCAAUGGCUUCCAGAGACGUCGGACAGGGCGGCCAGGCUCACUCCUGUCCUUGGUGUCCUCGCGACUUGUGUUAUCGUGGGGUCUUCAGUGGCUUCCUGCCGAUCCUACAUUCUCUCGGCGGGCGCCCCGCUUCAGCUGGCAAUUCUGGGUCUCCACCUUCUGGGCGGCUUCUUUGCUGAAUUGCGGCUGCAAAGCAACUCAUCCUGCGUGAAUGCCUUGUAA